This is a messenger RNA of Arabidopsis lyrata subsp. lyrata, 956 nucleotides long. RefSeq names its product glycine-rich protein 5. The coding region runs from base 222 to 956 and encodes 244 amino acids. The transcript is spliced from 4 exons. The record is from RefSeq and is a predicted model, not a curated record. Lineage: Eukaryota; Viridiplantae; Streptophyta; Magnoliopsida; Brassicales; Brassicaceae.
GGGUGGUGGGUUUUCAUCUUUUCCAGAAACCCGUGAUUAAAGGACACGUGUGUGCGCUUGUUAAUGGGCUUUUUGGCUAUAAAUAGAAUUUAUCGCCAAGUAUAUAUAAUCAAAUAGCUAGCUAGUACUGAUGAGUCUUUAUUAUUUAGGAAUCUAUCUCUUGAUCUGAGUGAGCUGUGUGAGUAUGUAUAUGAAAUAAUAGAGACAGAGAAAGUGUAACUAUGGGGAAGUACGUGAGAAGGGGCAGGGUAGUGGCGUGUGUGAUGGUGUUACUGAUGUCGACUCAAGUUUUGGGAAUAUUAUCUGGUACGGAUGGUCAUGAUAGUGGCAAAAACCGACGUCAAAAACAUGGAGGACACGGUGAUGGUGUUGGUGCCGGUGGAGGUGGAGGUGUAGGUUCUGGAGGUGGUAUAGCCUAUACCGUGCCAAAGUCAAUGGCGGUUGGAGGCGGUAAAAGAGUCGAUGGUGGUGCUAGCGGUGGCAUUGGAGUUGGAUGUGGAAUUGGCGGAGGGGGAGGUAUAGGCGGUGGUGGUGGUGACGGAGGUACAGGUGGUGGAAGUGGAAUUGGCGGACGAGGAGGGAUAGGCGGCGGUGGUGGUGACGGAGGUGCAGGUGGAGGAAGUGGAGCCGGAGGAAGAGCUGGUGAGGACGCGGUAGUGGGCGUUAUAGUGCGGGAGCUAAUGGUAGCGAAGGAGCGGGUGGUAGUAGAGGAGCCCGAGGGAAGAACGGGUAGAAGUGGAGUGGCUAGUGUUGUUGGAGGAAGACGUGGUGGUGGACAAGGAGGAGGUGUUCGAGGAGGUGCACGUGGUAAUGUUGGUAGCGGAAAUGGCAGUGGUGUUAGAGGCGGAGGAGGAUAUGGAGGCGGUGGAGGACUCGGCAGUGGUGUAGGACGCGGGGAAAAUGUUGGUGGAGUUGGUGGUGCAGGUGAAGGAGUUGGUAGUGACCGACGACACUAA